UCCCUGAAAGGGAAAUUUGACAAUAAAAAAAUCCAAAACAAUUUAUGGGUAAGUCGUGAACUAUUUACGUAAGCUCUUACAUAAACGUUCAUGCUAUAAGAUAAAAUCAAAUAAACUCUUUGUGACUAUAGUUGGAAAUUAGCAUGUAGAUACCAAAUCAUGAAUCAAACCAGGGGCACUUUUUAUUCAUAUGGCAGAAGUAGCAAUUCCCACUAAGAACUUUAUUCAACUAAAGAACUAAUCCACCAUGCCAAAAAAGUUAACAGACGAGGCUGUGAUCUUUAUUUAUGAAGUGGCAGAUGAAAGCAUUGAGUCUUCUAUCUCCCUCUGGACUUUCAACCUCAAAGAAAGCCACAAACACACACACUCACUCCCUGAAGUUACUACCAAGCCACUAUCUUUCCUGAGCAUCAAAGCACAUCCUUCAUUAUGCCAGAAACAACUACAAUAGCUAACUCAAGGGCGGAGGAGUGGCGAGCUCGUCUCGGCUCUGCUCUACGAACCACCUUGGCAUGCGGUAUAGUAGGUUGCACCACCCUUUAUGGCCCUGCGCCACUCAAGCGCUACCUCGAAUUCCCAGCUUUCUCUUACAUGACGACAAUCCUCAUAGUAUCAGAUGCAACACUAGGUGAUACCCUAAGAGGUUGUUGGCAUGCCCUUUGUGCGACCCUCCAGGUUAUGAUCUUGUCCCUACUUAGCAUGCAAGUGAUAGGACCUAGAAAAUUCACUGGCAGUGUUGUCGCGCCUGCAUUGGCGGUGGGCGUUAGUGCCUUUGUGGUCGCCUUGCCGAAAUCAACCCACUUGAUGACUAAGCGGAUUGCGUUUGGACAACUAGUGAUUGUUUAUGUGAGCACAAGGAUACAUCGUGCCCAAGCAGGAGUGGCCGUGCUCCCAAUUAAUGUAGCUUGCUCUACUGCCCUUGGAGCUCUUGCUUCUGUCCUGGCCAUGUUGUUCCCAUAUCCUCGCCUCGCAUACUAUAAGGCAAGGAAGUUCUACCGAUUAUACACUGAGAAUAUUUUUGAGAGGUUAAAAUGCAAUAUAGAGGCCAUCUCUGCCACAGACAACUCAACGGCUGCUGUUUUUUCAACGCAAGCCAAGUACCUUUCCACAACAGGAGCCAAGCUUCUGCAGAGUAUCAGAAGUAAACAGGAUGCCAUGCACUGGGAAAGGCCUCAAAUAAAAGUUUUCAAUUCCCAAUGCAUUGACCCAGAUGAAAAAUUGCAAGACUUGGAUAUCCCAAUAAGAGGGAUUGGCAUUGCUGUAUCAAAUUGCAAUUCUUUUCCUGCUGGUGUCAUUGAUGAAGAGCUCAGAGGUGUUUUGCUCAAUUGCAGAGGACAAUUCAGCCAGAAAUUAGAUCAGCAAGCCAAGUGCUUUGCUCCUCUGGAUGCAACAACUCCUGAAAUGGAAAGGGAAUUUUUGAGCAAGAACCUUUCCAUAACCUAUAAAGAUCUCCCAGCAUCAUUCUUUUUAUACUGUGUGCUACUUCUCCUAGAAGACUCAUCCACUGCAAAGAAAACUGACCACAUGGUUUUAAAAGCUGUGAAAACUGGUGAAUCCCAAUGGAGCUUCAGGAGGAUCACCGAGGUUGUAAAGAACUUGAUUCCCAGCAACCACAACCUGACCUUUGCAUUCAAGUCCUCCCUGUCAUUAGGCCUAGCUGUAUUAUUUGGUUUGAUAUACAACAAGGAAAAUGGAUACUGGUCAGGACUCACAAUUGCCAUCAGUUUCGUGACUGGACGGCAACCAACAUUUUCAGUCGCAAAUGCACGAGGACAAGGAACAGCAAUGGGAUCAAUCUAUGGAAUCCUUUGUUGCUUCAUUUUCAAAAGAUUUGAGGAUUUAAGGUUCUUACCUCUAAUACCAUGGGUCGUUUUCUCCUAUUUUCUAAGGCACAGUAGAAUGUAUGGCCAAGCUGGGGGGAUUUCAGCAGAUAUAGGGGCCUUAUUAAUCCUUGGUAGGAGGAACUAUGGCCCUCCAAGUCAAUUCACAGUUGCUAGAAUUGCCGAGGCCACAAUAGGACUCAUUUGCUUCAUCAUUGUGGAGAUUCUUUUAAGUCCCUCCAGAGCUGCAACUCUAGCAAAAUCUGAACUUUCUCAAAGCUUGACAACACUUCGAGAUUGCAUAGGACAGAUUAGAACUAUUACUCCUAACAAGAGGGAGAUGUCAUCUUCAAGUUAUGAAGCACUGAUAGACAAACAGAAGAAGCUGAAGUCAAUCGUGUGUCAAUUAGAAGAGUUUAUAGCGGAAGCUGAGUUGGAGCCAAAUUUCUGGUUUCUUCCAUUCCAUAGAGACUGCUAUCAUAAGAUUCUAGAAUCUCUAUCAAGGAUGGCAGAUCUCUUGCUUUUUGCAGCAUACUCGAUGGAAAAUGUAACAAGAUUGUCACAAAAAGAAGGAGUAUUUUGGAUGGACUUCCAAGAUCGAGUGAAUGAGAACAUGAAGAUUUUUAAGAACAAAAUUGACCCCAUACUGAAAUGCCUUGAACAAAUAACAAGGACAAAGUCUGUUCAAAAACUUGAAAAUGAGUUGAAGAACAAAAAUCUUCCUCAUGAUAUAGAGUCACAAGAAUAUCCCAAUGCAGAUGCAUUUAGGAUCUUGAGCAGAGAGGAAGAGGUCGACAGCAUUACAAGCUCUUUCAUCCUACAUCUAGAGGAGAUGACUAACAAAACUCAUACCAAAAAAGAUGAGGAGAUUCUUCUACAUUACAGUUGCUUGGGAUUCUGCACAACUAGCUUGAUGAGAGAAACAAUAGAGAUUGAGAGUGAAGUAAAAGAACUACUUAUAUGGGAGAAUCCCUCAAGUCAACCAAACUUCAAAGAAAUUUACUGUAAGAUCAACGCUCUGCGUUCAGCGUAA
Molecule: messenger RNA, 2853 nt
Organism: Lotus japonicus
Lineage: Eukaryota; Viridiplantae; Streptophyta; Magnoliopsida; Fabales; Fabaceae
Exons: 3
Coding region: 430-2853 (807 amino acids)
Biological process (GO): transmembrane transport
Cellular component (GO): plasma membrane
Molecular function (GO): transmembrane transporter activity
Source: RefSeq, a predicted model, not a curated record